UCUGUGCUUAGAUUUUAAAAAAUGCUAAGAUUAACUGAUAUUUUUGAAGCAUAACUAGUGUUGAAAACUAAUUAAUUUUAUUUCGACACACUUAUAUGCUUCAUGUGUGACAGUAGGGGAGAUCACUGUGAUCACAUGAUCUCAUAUUGCUCUGAAUCUUUACGAAAACGUUAUGGAAAAGUCGAAAUUUCAGACUGUAGUACAAGGAGAAGCAUCGGAGUCAGACGAUGAUGAAGUACACGUUUCUUCUGUUAACAUAAAACCCUUUCCAUCCCGUGUGUUGCAAACAUCGCUUGAAUCCAAAAAAACUGCAGGUGGCCAAGCUGUUGUGGUGGAAGGAGAGGCUUCUGAAUCAGAAGAAGAAGAAGAGGUGGAGGUUGACACUAGUUUGAACAGCACAAAGCUUCCUCCACUCAAAGUGGAGCCACAAAAGAAAGUCCAGUAUGGAUCAUCAGGUGAUUUGAGUGAUGUGCCCACGUUGAUGUCUCCACGCAUGGCAGAUUUACGUUUCAACAAACCAAAAUAUGACACGUUGCUGCAUAGAAAGUUAAGAGAAAACAAUUGGCAUCUUCAUGACAAUAUGUUAGAGGUGGCAGGGCAAAUGUACCUUGGGGCAUCUCGUAGCCUUGGCAGCACCACAGCUCAUCUUCUUAAAUCCCAUUCUACAUUGCAGGACAUUUCUCAUGCAGUGAGACUACUGACCAAUGACUUAUUUCAUCUUGAUGACCGGAUUAGCAUAAUUCUUUCCUGCAAGUUGUUGCCAGACAUAAACUUGACAACAGAUGCUCAGGGUGGCGCGACGUCAAUAGUAUCAACACCAUAAAAGUGUACUGGAAGAUUUUGAUUAUGGUUUAAUGAGUUCACGGGUUCACAUCUAGUCUGCCAGUGGAAAUAAAAUGAUUAGGAAAAUGAUCUAUUUUUUUUAAUUGCAACCAUUUGUUUUCAGAGCAGACCUUAAGGCUUGCAACUGAAGAUGGUCAUCACAAACUGUUUACGGACCAAACAUGUAGCACAUAACUUAUAUGCCGGUAUCAUUUCCAAUGUCUGAUUACCAUUACCAUUAAUUUGGGAUGGGGAUGACUAAUUUAUUAAAAUAAUGCAAUACAUUUCACUUUUAGUAAAACAAAAACCCCAAAUAUUAUUUAUAGAAGGGGAAAAUUAAGUAAAAGCACCAGAGCUUGGUGCAGUAUUUUUUGUCUGGAAUGCCUAACAAGAUGCUUUGGUGGCUAUUCUAGAGGUUUGUAGAAUAAACUGUUGACACAAACCCCACAAGGCUAUAAGUGCUCUUUUAGUUAUUAAAAAAUAUGUUAGAAGUAAUCAAUUGAAUGUUGAAGUAACCUUUAUUUUUUUUUUUUGGGGGGGAGGGGUUUAGUAAUGCAUUUCCUUGUAUUGAUCCUGUGUGAUGCUUAGUGCUAAUUGCAAACACAAAUAUGGAGAAUAAUCUUUAAACGAUAAUGGAGGCUAACACUUUAAUACCACUUUAGUAUGUACAGCUAGUAAUAUUUUUCCAAGGACUUGAAAAACUAUGGCCUAAACAACAAUAGUGUUUAUGCAGAUGUAUAUUAUGGCUGUUCAUUGUAACCUAUGGCUGUCCAUUGAUUUAGUGACUACCAUUUUUCUUAAUGCUAGCCAUGAUUGAGUAAUAAAGUAAAGCGUGUACUUGAGCAUUCAGUGCUUUCACUAAGGUAGUUUAUAUGAUGAUAAAGUAAAUGCAAGAAUUUUAUAAUGGAAAUUUCCAUUUUUGUGAAAGAUAACCUAAGAAACCCAAACAUUUACUGCGAUCUUCUCUUUUUUUUUUGUCAAUUGAAGGCAUUCAUUUUAAUGCAGAGCUGUUGUGGCUGUAUGACUUUUAUUUGUACUACCUGUGAUAUGCUACUAUACUAUUAUAAAAAUUCUUAAAAUGCUCCUAAAAA
This is a messenger RNA of Pomacea canaliculata, 1913 nucleotides long. RefSeq names its product biogenesis of lysosome-related organelles complex 1 subunit 3-like. The record is from RefSeq and is a predicted model, not a curated record. Bases 173 to 823 code for a protein of 216 amino acids. NCBI's taxonomy places the organism in Eukaryota, Metazoa, Mollusca, Gastropoda, Architaenioglossa, Ampullariidae. The transcript has 6 exons. Gene Ontology annotation, cellular component: BLOC-1 complex.